AGUUGUUAAUGGGAAUUUCUGAUUAUGAUGGAUACUCGAACACUAAUAUCUCUUCUGAAAACAAGUACUACUUCAAAAUCAUUAAAACAAGGUAAGACUCUCCACCAAAAGAUCAUCACAACCGGAUUACAAAAGAACAUCGUUUUCUGCAAAACUCUCAUCAACUUUUACUUGUCAUGCCAUUCAUAUGAAUCUGCAAAGCAAGUUUUCCAAACCAUUGAGAAUCCAUCAGACAUUACCAUAUGGAAUGGACUAAUAUCAGCUUACACCAAGAACCAUAUGUAUAAUGAAGCUAUUGAUAUGUAUAAGAGUUUACGGCUUAACCCUUAUCUCAAACCUGAUAGUUAUACUUACCCAAGUGUUUUAAAAGCGUUCAGCGGAUUAAGAAAUGUGAACGAAGUAACGAAAAUUCAUACUCGUUUGAUUAAAUCUGGUUUUGGGUUUGAUGUUGUUGUUGCUAGUGCACUGGUUGGUUUAUAUGCGAAGUGCAAUCGAUUGGAUUGUGCGACGAGACUGUUUGAUGAAAUGUCUGACAGAGAUGCGGCGUCUUGGAAUAAUGUGCUUUCCUGUUAUUAUCAGAGUGGCAAGUAUGAAAAAGUAUUGGAAUUGUUUGAAGAGAUGAAAAAGAGUUCUUGUUUUGAACCAGAUUCAGUUACGUACACGACUGCUUUGUCUGCGUGUGCAAGACUUUUGGAUUUGAACAGAGGAAGGGAGAUCCAUUUGGAGGUUAAAAGAAGUGGGUUGGAAUUGGAUGGAUUUAUAAGCUCUGCUCUUGUGGAAAUGUAUGGAAAAUGUGGUUGUUUAAUGAUGGCUAGGGAAGUUUUUGAUCGGAUUCCUAACAAGAGCGUCGUUUCAUGGAAUUCGAUGAUUAGCGGGUUUGGAUUAAGAGGUGAUGUUCGCUCGUGUUUGGAGCUUUUCCGGAGAAUGAACAGCGAAAAUGUGGUUCCCACUUCAACUACAAUUAGUAGUUUACUGAUAGCUUGUUCCAGACACAGUAAACUGCAGGAAGGGAAAUUCUUGCAUGGGUAUCUCAUAAGAAACGGAGUUGAAAUUGAUACCUUCAUCAGUAGCUCACUUAUGGAUCUUUACUUCAAGUGUGGAAGGAUUCCCAUGGCUGAACAAGUCUUCGAAAGUGCACCCAAAACUGACAUAAUCACUUGGAAUGUAAUGAUCUCCGGAUACGUUUCGGCUGGUUCUAACUUUAAGGCUCUCCAAAUCUUUGGCGAUCUAAGAUCUUCUGGUGUGAGACCAGAUGCAGUUACUUUCACUAGUAUUUUACCAGCUUGUUCACAAUCAGCAGCUUUAGAAAUUGGGAAAGAAAUCCACCAAUCCGUGGUAGAAAAUAGACUGGAAUCCAGCGAAAUAGUCAUGGCAGCUCUCUUAGACAUGUAUGCUAAAUGUGGUGCUAUAGAUGAAGCACGUAAGAUCUUCGAUGAAUUACUGGAGAAGGACUGCAUUUCAUGGACUUCUAUGAUUACUGCAUAUGGUUCCCAUGGUAAAUCUGCUGAAGCUCUGGAAAUAUUUUCAAAGAUGGAAGAAUCCAAAGUAAAACCAGACGGAGUUACUUUUCUUGCAGUCAUAUCUGCGUGUAGUCAUGGAGGGUUAGUUGAUGAAGGGUGUCAUUAUUUCGACCAUAUGACCGAUAAAUACGGGAUAUCACCAACUGUAGAGCAUUACUCUUGCUUAAUUGAUCUCCUUGGCCGUGGUGGAAGAUUAUACGAAGCUUAUGAAAUCCUUGAUAGCACUCCGACCAUAAAAUCUGAUGUUGGGUUGUUAAGUACUCUAUUUUCUGCUUGCACAAUGCACGGAGAUAUACACUUAGGAGAGGAAAUUGCUCGACAACUUAUUGAGAAGGAUCCCGAUGAUCCAUCUACUUAUAUUGUGCUGUCAAACAUGUAUGCUUCUCUUGGAAAAUGGAGGGAAGCACGUCAGGUCAGACUAAAGAUGCAAAAGUUGGGAUUGAAGAAGAGUCCUGGGUGCAGUUGGAUUGAGGUAGAUAAGAAGAUUCAUUCUUUCUUAGUUGAAGAUAUCUCGCAUCCGUAUUCUGGCAUGAUAUUUUCUUGUCUAGCUGACCUGUUUAGGCACAUGGAUGAAAACGAAUCAACAAUGCCACAAAACCUUCAUCUUUAUGGCUAAUUUCUGGAGGCGUAGGGAUGAAAAGUGAGCAUAGUCACAAAUCACGCUAUGGUUGUUGCAUUUGUGUUCUGGAGAUUAAAUAUCUAGCAGAAGUAGCUUUGCACCAGAUAGUGUCAACAACAGCAACAGCAAACACAGGUACUUGAUGUGUAGCCUUUGUUACUGCUUUUGUCGCUGACGAACCUGCAUAUAAGAAUCCGAAUCAAUGAUAGUUUUCAUUCUCAGUUGUAAGUGAGCAUCAAUGAUAGUUUUUCCUUCUCAGAGAUUGUCUAAUUUACCCGAGUCAGAUGAUCUGUUUCAUCUGAUUCACAUCCGAGUCAACGAACCUGGUUUGUGAAUCUGGUGAGUCAAACCCGAGUCAAUGCCUCGUUUUUGCGCGCCAGAAUAAUUGCCUAUUUUUUAACUCUCCAGUCUUCACACACUCAUUCUUCUUCUCCUCCUCCGGUCUUCAUCUCACUCUCUCUGAAAAUCUCCGGUGCCAAACUCCAUUUUUCAGUCGACAGUCGGCCGUAUUUCGAUAAUCUCUGUCGUAGGAAUCCGAUCAAACAGUAGAAGAAAUUGAAUGUCAAAAUUCUUAAAGUUCCUGAGAUUCAACAGAAAGUUUAUGAUGCAACAAGUAAUGAACCUUGGGGACCUCAUGGGUCUGACUUAGCGGAGAUUUCUCAGGCCACUAUGAAAUCUUAAGUUCUAACUCUAUUUACUUUUUUGUUUUGUACUAAGUAGGUUUUCGUUUCCAACUUUAUAGUGGAAACACAAUUGUUUGUCUUCUUCAACAUGAUUUUAAGUGUGUAGUACUGAUUGUAAGAUCAUAAUGAAUGUACUUUGGACAGGAUUGGCUGAUAGUGGUAGAAAUUGGCGUCAUGUCUACAAGGCUUUGGUUGUUAUGGAAUAUUUGGUGGCACGUGGAUCUGAUACUGCAUCAUAAAGAGGGCUGUUACCAUACUGUCCCUUUUUGUUGGAAAAGACAUGGGUAUGAAGUUAGAGAUAAAGCUGCUGCGGACCAUGAUAAGUAUUUUGGACUCUCGUCAACUGGCAAUACAUGUAUGCCUAGUUCAAUCUCAUCAAAGGGCGACAAGAACUUCAGCUGCAGUGAUCGUCAUGGAAGUUUAAGUGCUACAAAAGAGGGGGAAGUGUUAAAGAAUAGUUAUGAAGACAGAGAGCGCUUUUAACAUGAUGGCUUGGAAACAGAUAAACAUGAUGAAUCACGCAGCGCUAUUGCUGGUGGCAAUCAAGGGAUAAAAGCCAAGGACGUUGCUGUACAUAAUGGGAGUGAUCACACUGCUUCGUCAUCCAGCUCUCCAAAGGCCCUUUCUUUCAAGUGUAGUCCCUCCCAAGACUUACCUGCAACAAAUUGCGCUGAAGAUGGUUUUGAGGACUUUGAUCCCUGAGAAACUUCAACUGCUAAGGUAGCUCCUAUACAAGCUGAUGAGGUUGAUCUGUUGGGUGACUUCAUAGAUGCACCAACAUCUCUUCUGCCAGAACCCUGCACCUAUAGUGCUUCCUCUGAAGUUGAUCUGUUUCAGGAUACAGUUUUUGUAUGAGCAACACCUCAUGUUGAUUCUGGAGUUAGCUCCCAGGCUAAGGCAAAUGUUGAUCUGUUUGCUGCGAAGCCUUCCAGUAGCUCUGCAUCCUCUUCAACAGUGAUCGAUUUUUUCACUACUCGAAGACUAGUUUUGCAAGCUAAAACCAAGACUGGGGUUGUGUCUAUUAAUUCACAAACUGGUGAUCCCUUUUCUGGAAUGCUGCUGAACAGUUUUAAUGAGUUUAUUAGUUCACAGACUUUUGAUCACUUUUCUGGAAAGCAGCUGAACAGUUUGGACGACUCUUGACCAUUUUGAUGCGUUCACUUUUUAUACUGAUCAAGUUUCCAGAAAACCUGUAGAAUUGCGAAGUUCUAUCAGUGAGAGGUGCCUUAAAAACCAGGACCCAAAUACUUCAACAAAUUCUAAGCGUCCACUGAAGAAGGAUUCUUUUCAGGUCAUCUCAGGAGUUUGGGCAGAUACACUAAGUCGUUUGCUGAUCGAUCUCAAUAUAACUGCUGGCUUUGGUUAUUGAAUAUUUGGUGGCACAUGGAUCAUCAUAGAUCACUCUUUUCAAAUCUCAUCUCUCUCAACUUUUGAAUAUGUUGAACUCAAUGGAAAAGGCAUGGGUAUGAACCUCAGAAAGAGGGCUGAUACCAUACGGCACCCUUUAGACGAUAAGGUUAAAAUACAGGAAGUUGAAGAUAAAGCUGCUGCGGAGCGUGAUAAGUGAUUGCAGUUCUUUAGUUGGUUUACUUGUUUUAUAACUGAAUGAACACAUAAGCUUUUUGUCAACAAAUGAAUCAAACUUGUGACAUGUCAUUGUUAUUAGGUAUUUUGGACUCUCGUCAACUGGAAAUACAUGUAUGUCUAGUUCAAUCUCAAAUUAAGGAUACCAAGCACUUCUUCCGCAGUGAUCGUCAUGGAAGUUUAAGUGCUACGAAAAAGGGGGAAAUGCUAAAGAAUAUUUAUGAAGACAGAGAGCCCUUUGAACAUGACGGCUUUGAAACAGAUAAACAUGAUGAAUCACGCAGCACUGUUGGCGGUGGCAAUCAAGGGAUGAAAGCCAAGAAAUUCCUGUACAGAAUGGGAGGUUUCUGCUGUUAUAUUCAAUGAUCAAUAAGUUGUGAUUUACUUGUAUCCGUUGUUCUUUUAGUUGGGGUUACCACUUAAAAGAAAAGAUUUGAACCAUUUGUCGUGCGGAUUCCUGAGUUUAUGUAUUAUAAGUUCAUUUGGCCUUGGUUUAACACUAAGUGGCCCUUGUUCUGCUUUAGUUAUACACUACUAAGAAGGUCCAUGAUAAACGUUGAAGAAUAAUUAGGUGUUGGAGUUGAGAUAGUGGAUAACUUCUUUUCCCUAUAAAAACUGUUGGUUGAUAUUUAUUUCUUAUACACUGAAUUUGUUUCAGGGAUAACACUUGUCAUCCAGCUUCAGAAGGCCCUUUCUUCCAAUCGUAGUCCCCCCCAAGACUUAUCAGAAACAACUGGCGCUUAAGGAUUUUGAUGACUUAGAUCCCCGAGAAACUUCAACUGCUAAGAUAGCUCCUGUACAAGCUGAUGAGGUUGAUCUGUUGGGUGACUUCAUAGAUGCACCGGCAUCUCUUCCGCCAAAACCCUGCACCUAUAAUUGUUUCUCUGAGGUUGAUCUGUUUGAGGACACAGUUUUUGUAUCAGCAACACCUCAGAUUCUAGUGCAUGGCUGAAUUAAAGUAGCAAAGCCUCCUCAGAUUUAUCUUGUGAUGGUUUUUUGUUUUUUCGGGCGAGUUAUAUUCAUCAUGUCCUGUACAACAGCAUUUCUUGAAUAAAGAUUUACAUAUUCAUACUGAAAAUUUCAUGCGGCCUACAUGACUUGCCAUUAAGAAGUCCCUUUUGAGUUGCCCACCAAAGUGUCUUUCUCCAAACCAAGUCCCGAUGUUGAUUUGCUCUUAAGUAGUUUUUUUUUUUUUGGUCUCUUGACUUGGCGAGAUCUAUUUCUACCGGCCAUUUAUGCUGGCCAGUGUUGAUUUAUUUUCUGCGAGCCUUCCAGUACUUCUGCAUCUUCUUCAAUAAUGAUCGAUUUUUUCGCCACCCGAAGACCAGUUUUGCAAGCUAAGACUAAGACUGGGGAUGCGUCUAUUAAUUCACAAACUGGUGAUCCCUUUUCUGGAAAGACUCUGACCAUUUCGAUGCAUUAACUUUUUAUUCUGAUGAAGUGUCCUGCGAAAAUGAAAAGUUCUAUCAGUGAGGGGUGCCUUGAAAACCAGGACCCAAAUGCUUCAACAGAUUCUAAGCAUCCGCUGAAGAAGGAUUCUUUUCAGGUCACCUCUGGAGUUUGGCCAGAUACACUAAGUCGUGGGCUGAUCGAUCUCAAUAUUACUGCUGACAAGAAGGAUACAAUUUCAACUUGUAUGGGUAAAGCUAUGGUUACUGCUUACUGGUUCUGGUCAUGGAAGUAAAUCUGGGUUUACAUGAGGAAUACUGGCUGGUGAAGGCGCCAACAUCUUCUCAACCUUAACUCCGUGAUAUAGUUCGGUAGCUUCGCAACAUAUACCACCAUGCCAUGUGUAGAAACACAUAUUUUCUCUCCGUGAUGUAAAUAGAAAUAGAAAGCACAAAUGAGAAACUGUAGCUUACAAAAUUUCUAAAACGUACAUCAUCAUUAAUUGUAUGAAACUAUUAUACCCAA
Molecule: messenger RNA, 6320 nt
Organism: Papaver somniferum (opium poppy)
Lineage: Eukaryota; Viridiplantae; Streptophyta; Magnoliopsida; Ranunculales; Papaveraceae
Product: pentatricopeptide repeat-containing protein At5g27110-like
Exons: 13
Coding region: 25-2136 (703 amino acids)
Biological process (GO): RNA modification
Molecular function (GO): RNA binding; protein binding
Source: RefSeq, a predicted model, not a curated record